UCAUUGUCAUUCAACUUUCUAGUUUUUACUGUUGUGCCUAUUGUUUUGGCAUUAUUUUUCUCAUGUGAAAUCCGGACAAAUUAUUUUAAUCUUAUCUCAAUAAUGCUCGUUUAGUGGUAUAUUAAUCGUUCUCGAUGGAAUACCACAAUCAUAUCUCGUUGUAAUGCCUGUCAAUUCACUAAAGCGUAACAGUGGUUGGAGAGUUGAUUUAUUAUAAUUCUUUCCGCAAUAAAUGUGAUUUUGUGCUCAUAAUGGAGGAUUAUAAGUUUCUAUUUAAAGUCGUGUUGGUCGGGAACGCGGGUGUAGGGAAAACUUGUCUUGUGAGAAGGUUCACGCAAGGUCUGUUUCCACCAGGCCAAGGAGCAACAAUUGGUGUUGAUUUCAUGAUCAAAACGGUCGAGGUAGAUGGAGAGAAAGUGAAGUUGCAAAUUUGGGAUACUGCAGGUCAGGAGAGGUUCAGAUCUAUAACACAAAGCUACUACCGAUCUGCACACGCUUUAAUCCUAGUGUAUGAUAUAUCUUGCCAGCCUACCUUUGAUUGCUUGCCGGAUUGGUUACGUGAAAUAGAGGAGUAUGCGAAUAAUAAGGUUUUAAGAAUAUUAGUUGGUAAUAAAACUGAUAGAGAAGAUAGGGAGAUCCCUCGACAUAUAGGAGAGGACUUUGCACAAAGGCAUGGGAUGUAUUUCUUGGAGACGUCGGCUAAAGAAGCAGAGAAUGUUGAAAGACUGUUCAUGGAGAUAGCUGUUGAGCUAAUGGAGCAGGCGAAAUGCAAGGAGCUCCCAAAGUACGAUGGCAGCUUAGGUCCCAUAAAUGGAAAGACUUCAUCAGUAAACGACAGCUCAUGCUGUCUAAGAUCGUAGACUGGUACCAUUACUGAUGUGCACUAAGCUUUGACUAAACUAAGCUUACUUUUAUAGUUAAAUCUGUUGUGCUUAUGUAAAAAUUUCAACUCUUAUUAAAAUAUCUACAUUACUUGUACUGAAUUGUAAGCAUACAACUUUAAAUAAAGUGCUGGGCUGACAUAAGUGCCUAAGUAUUCGUUUUGAUUUUUAUUAAACAAUGAACUACAUACAUUCAUAUGUAUUGUCAUAACAAUAUUUACCAACCGACCACAAUAAAUAAGUGUCCUACUAAAGAAUGGCUCCAUAGGUUUUUAAUUAUAACACAGUAAAAUUGUAAGCUAUAACAAUGAAUGUAAAAGUUAAGUUAAUAAAAGGUCCUGUCAAUAAAGUUGAGUCAAAGCUCCGAGCUACUCAGGUACCAGUUUAAAUACUUUUGGUGGUUGCAAUCUAAUGUGGAAAUAUUGCAGUUAACUGAACCUAACUUAAUGUAUAGACAGUGCUAACAUUCCAUCGCUUUUAAGUAUUCUACAUGAACAAUAUAGCACUGUCACAAUAUUGUGUGCUUAAUUUCUUUUAAUUUAAUCUUAUAAUAACUAUAGUAUUGUGGGUAAAUAAAAAAUCAUAAUAAUAAAGGUUAAUACACAAUACCGACAUUAGUACAGCACUAUUUAUUUAAGUAGUCGAAAUUAUAUCUAUAUUGGUGCUAAUUCUUUCGUACACGAAUCAAUAAUCUGAAUUAAAUUGACAGGUAUAAAAGUAAUGGUAUCCUUUUCACUGUGGAAAAGGUCAGCACUACUUUAAAACAUGUCAAUUUAGAGAUUUCCGUGCAACAGAAUAAGCACCAAUCCCAAAUAGUCGUACAUAGCCAGUACUUUACAGUAUUUUAAAGGUUCAGUACUUAUUUAUUUUGGUAUUAUUAAUGCUAGUGAGGUCAGAGAAAAAGUUGGAAUAUUUAAAAUAAACUGUGACACCUUCUAGGGUGGAUAAGAUUUUAUAUUUUAUUUAUUAUAGAUUAGGGAUGGGACAUUAAUGCAUAUCGAUAUUAUAGUCCACAUGGUAUUGUGGCAAGAGUUAUAAAAAUACGCGCAAGCAAUAAAAAGAAUUUGUGUCAUCACAGGAGUAAAUUUCAUAUGAUUUUACAAUAAAAUGGAAAAACUUUAACAACUGUGAUAAUUUUAUUAUGAAAUUGUCUGGUGAAGGGAAUUAGUUAACUUAUUAUACAAUUCGUAACAUAUUGUGUUUUUGUUACUAAAUAUCGACAACCAGCAACUAUUUCACAAACAUUAUUUUGUAAAAAAGAUUGAUCCCAUAUAUUUUAUUCCGUUCACACACAUGUGUACAGUGCGUAAGUCGUGAUGGUGGAGAGAGAGACACUUUUUGAUAUUCACAUUGUUCUUUCUAUUUCAUGCGCUUGAUUUCGUAAGAUUUUCGUUGGUGCGAUUUUUGUUGUAUUAGUAUAAUAAAUUUUGUUGGCGUAUUGUUAAUACAAAUAAGGUUAACUAGGUAUUGGUAAUCAUUUUGUUGUACACUAAACUUUAAUUAACUUAACGCUGAAUCCUAAUCAUACCUAAUUUAUUGUGUGCCUGUGUAUGUCACUGAACUCCUUCUAGACGGCUGGACCGAUUUUGUUGAAAUUUUUUGUGUGAGUUCAAGGGGAUUCGAGGUUGGUUUAGAUUCAAAAUUUGGUUGACUGGAAAAUGUUUAAAAAAAUCCACGGGACGAAGUUCGCCGGGAUGGCUAGUAUGUAUAUAAAUUAAUUGCUGUUCGUUAGUCUUACUGAAACUAGAGAAAGGCUGGACCGAUUAAGGAAGUCUAGUGAAGGUUUAAACGCUGACAAGAUAUUCCAUGUACGCAACAACAUAAACAAUAUUACGUCAACUCGAUCCAUCUGUUUUGAGCGUUACGAUGGCACAGACCGACAGAGAAAGUGGUUAAAUAUACAAUAUACUAGCUGUCCCGGCGUACUUCGUACCGCGGAUCAUUUUUUUUAAUGAAU
Messenger RNA from Pararge aegeria (speckled wood butterfly), 2838 nucleotides. RefSeq names its product ras-related protein Rab-30-like. The transcript is spliced from 4 exons. Gene Ontology annotation, molecular function: GTPase activity; GTP binding. The record is from RefSeq and is a predicted model, not a curated record. Gene Ontology annotation, cellular component: trans-Golgi network. NCBI's taxonomy places the organism in Eukaryota, Metazoa, Arthropoda, Insecta, Lepidoptera, Nymphalidae. Bases 252 to 860 code for a protein of 202 amino acids.